Molecule: messenger RNA, 687 nt
Organism: Colias croceus (clouded yellow)
Lineage: Eukaryota; Metazoa; Arthropoda; Insecta; Lepidoptera; Pieridae
Gene: RpL18
Product: 60S ribosomal protein L18
Exons: 4
Coding region: 108-659 (183 amino acids)
Biological process (GO): translation
Cellular component (GO): cytosolic large ribosomal subunit; ribosome
Molecular function (GO): structural constituent of ribosome; RNA binding
Source: RefSeq, a predicted model, not a curated record
UGAAAAAAGUCUUGCUACUAGCAACCCUCGUAUUGUCAAAUGUCAACGUCAACCAUUGUUGUUGUCUACUUUUGUCUAUAGACCCUCUUUUUCAUCCGGUUGUCAAUAUGGGUGUCGACAUCAAUCAUAAACACGACAGGAAAGUUCGGCGCACCGAAGUUAAAUCUAAGGAUGUGUAUCUUAGGUUGCUCGUGAAGCUAUACAGAUACUUGGCCAGACGUACCGAUGCCAAGUUCAAUCAGAUCGUAUUGAGGAGGUUGUUCAUGAGCCGUAUUAACCGUGCGCCAAUCUCUCUGUCGCGACUGGCUCGUCACAUGAAGAAGCCCACUCGCGAAGGUUUGAUCGCAGUGGUCGUCGGCACCGUGACCAACGAUGUGAGGCUGUACAAGGUCCCCAAACUAACAGUAGCUGCUCUCCAUGUGACUGAGAAAGCGCGUGCACGUAUCUUGGCUGCUGGAGGUGAGAUCCUAACAUUCGAUCAACUGGCCCUCCGUGCGCCCACCGGCCGCAAGACAGUCCUCGUCCAAGGCCAGAGGAACGCCCGUGAAGCGGUCCGUCACUUCGGCCCAGCGCCAGGCGCACCACGCUCACACACCAAGCCCUAUGUGCGUACAAAGGGACAUGAACGCGCGAGACCACACCGUCGUUCAAAUGUGUAAUCUUUUAAAUAUAAGGACUACUAUCUAA